Messenger RNA from Fusarium musae, 921 nucleotides. RefSeq lists its product as uncharacterized. Bases 1 to 921 code for a protein of 306 amino acids. The record is from RefSeq and is a predicted model, not a curated record. Gene Ontology annotation, biological process: transmembrane transport. Gene Ontology annotation, cellular component: membrane. Gene Ontology annotation, molecular function: transmembrane transporter activity. NCBI's taxonomy places the organism in Eukaryota, Fungi, Ascomycota, Sordariomycetes, Hypocreales, Nectriaceae. The transcript is spliced from 5 exons.
AUGGGUCUCGAUGGCCCAGCACAUCUAGCAGAGGAGAUUCCACAGCCUAAGCGCUUUCUCCCCCGCAUUAUGAUCGUCGUCAUCCUCAGCCAGUUUGCGAUUGGUCUUGUUUGGAUUCUUGUCCUGGGCUUUUCUGUCAAAGACUUGGAUGCCAUUGUUGCAACAUCUACUGGAGUCCCCGUGCUCGAAAUCAUCCGACUCGCUAUCGGCAGCCGGGCGGCAGCAAUAGUGUUCUGUUGCAUUCUACUUGUGAACAUGGUCGCAUCAUCUCUUGGCUCGGCCAUAACGAUGAGUCGUCAAGGCUAUGCCUUCGCCCGAGAUAAUGGUCUCUUCUGGAAUGACAAGCUGGUGCAUUUGUCUCCGAAGACAAACCUUCCUGUGUGGUCAAUCAAUCUCUCAAGUGCUAUUGUCUUUGCUAUUGGUCUAAUUUAUCUUUUCUCCCUAACCGCAUUCAACGCUAUAAUCGGCGCACAAGCUGUUUGCCAGAUAAUCAGCUUUGGUGUGUUCCCCGGCUUCAUUCUUGUCCGCCCCUUUCUUAACAAAGCAACAGGGUUUCCCGCACUCAUGCUUCUGUUGACCAAAAGAUCCAUGCUCCCUGCGAGUCCUCGCUGGGACUUUGGAUUCUGGUCAACUUCGGUAUACAUUGUCGCUGUUCUCUACUCUAUGCUCGUUAUCAUCGUGGCAUUUAUCCCGCAAACCCAUCCUGUAACUGCUGACACUAUGAACUAUACUGUCUUGAUCAUGACAUGCUUGGCUGUUGCAAUGAUUGCCGGAUGGGUCUUCGAGGGUCGCGGCAAGUUCACCCCUCUCAGGAAUUUCGAUCUAGAUUCAGAUGUCCAGGUGAUCGAGGGCUUGGAAGAAGAUGUUGAGCAACACGAUCAGGAUAAGCGACAAAAGGCGCAGGUCACAGCUCACGAUUAA